CCGGAAGCUCUGGUACGAGACGGGUUCAGGAGGCCGGAAGUUGCGCCCUCACUACUCGCCGUUUCAAAAUGCUGCUGAGGCCUUAGGGCCUGUGACUGACGCCCCCUCCCCCCCCCCGGGCUCGGCGGGGGAGCGACUCAUGGAGCGGCCUUAAGAUUUAUCAGCAGACGAAAAUUUCUUCACUGCCAAAAUGACAUCAUUUUCCACCUCUGCCCAGUGUUCAACUUCUGACAGUGCUUGCAGGAUCUCUCCAGAACAAACCAAUCAGGUACGACCAAAACAGCCACUUUUGAAGAUUUUGCAGGCAGCAGGUGCACAAGGUGAAAUGUUCACUGUUAAAGAGGUCAUGCACUAUCUAGGACAGUAUAUAAUGGUGAAGCAGCUUUAUGAUCAGCAGGAGCAGCAUAUGGUGUAUUGUGGUGGAGAUCUUUUGGGAGAACUACUAGGACGUCAGAGCUUCUCCGUGAAAGAUCCAAGCCCUCUCUAUGAUAUGCUAAGAAAGAAUCUUGUCACUUUAGCCUCUGCUACUACAGAUGCCGCUCAGACUCUCGCUCUCGCACAGGAUCACAGUAUGGAUAUUCCAAGUCAAGACCAACUGAAGCAAAGUGCAGAAGAAAGUUCCAGUUCCAGGAAAAGAACGGAAGAAGGCAAUAUUCCUACACUGCCUACCUCACAACAUAAAUGCAGAAAUUCUAGAGAAGAUGAAGACUUCAUAAAAAACUUAACGCAAGAUGAGACAUCUAAGCUGGACCUUGGGUUUGAGGAGUGGGAUGUAGCUGGGCUGCCUUGGUGGUUUUUAGGAAACCUGAGGAGCAACUAUACACCUAGAAGUAAUGGCUCGACUGAUUUACAGACAAAUCAGGAUAUAGGUACUGCCAUUGUUUCAGACACCACAGAUGAUUUGUGGUUUUUGAAUGAGUCUGUAUCAGAACAAUUUGGUGUGGGAAUAAAAGUUGAAGCUGCAGACACUGAACAAACAAGUGAAGAAGUAGGAAAAGUAAGAGACAAAAAGGUGGUUGAAGUGGGAAAAAAUGAUGACCUUGAGGACUCUAAGUCCCUAAGUGAUGAUACUGAUGUAGAAGUUACCUCCGAGGAUGAGUGGCAGUGUACUGAGUGCAAGAAAUUUAACUCUCCAAGCAAGAGGUACUGUUUUCGUUGCUGGGCGUUGAGGAAGGAUUGGUAUUCGGAUUGUUCUAAGUUAACCCAUUCUCUCUCCACGUCUGAUAUCACUGCCAUACCUGAAAAGAAGGAAAAUGAAGGAAUUGACGUCCCUGAUUGCCGAAGAACCAUAUCAGCUCCAGUUGUUAGACCGAAAGAUGUAUAUACAAAGGAAGAGAAAAACCCCAAACUUUUUGAUCCCUGCAGCUCAGUGGAAUUCUUGGAUUUGGCCCACAGUUCGGAAAGCCAGGAAACCGUAUCAAGCCUGGGAGAGCAAUCAGAUAGCCUUUUCGAGCAGAGAACAGGUACAGAAAACGUGGAGGAUUGCCAGAAUCUCUUGAAGCCGUGUAGUCUGUGUGAGAAAAGACCACGGGAUGGGAACAUUAUUCAUGGGAGGACGGGGCAUCUUGUCACUUGUUUUCACUGUGCCAGAAGAUUGAAGAAGGCUGGGGCUUCAUGCCCUAUUUGCAAGAAGGAGAUUCAGUUGGUUAUUAAGGUUUUUAUAGCAUAGCUGACUCCAUGAAUUGCAGAGAAAUAUUAACGGGCUACAUAUGUAUCAAAAUGUCAGUAUUGAGCAUCUCCACUCGGUGUAACCCACUGCAUCUGUUUAUUUAUUUAUGUAAACAUCCGUGUGUCGCAACAUUUUUCUUUCUACACUUAGAGGGAAUUUGAGAAUGAGUUCUUUAGAACUAGAUUAUCAGUUUGGGGCACUCCCAUUAGUAUGAAAAGGUGCGUUAAUCACUUCAUUCUCUCUUUAAAGAUGAGGAUCUGGGAGAAAGCAACUGUCAGUACAAACAAAAGUACUUUAAUUCGUUCACUUACCCAGUUACUUGAAGAUUUAGUAUUUCUCCAAUUAAUUUUAUUCCCUCUUCUUUUUUUCUGUUAGGGAGUGUUCUUCAAUUAAUUUUAUUCCCUCUUCUUUUUUUCUGUUAGGGAGUGUUCUUCAAUUAAUUUUAUUCCCUAUUCUUUUUUUCUGUUAGGGAGUGUUCUUAGGCAUCAAGAUCCAAGGUGGCUUUUAGAAAAAUAUUAGAGCUGACAAUGAAAAAAACAUAAGUAAUUUGAUUAGUCAAGCUGUGUAAUGCUAUAGAUCACUUUAUGGUUGCAAUCAGGCCACACAAUUCAGAUAAGCCAAAAGAAAAGUCUUGAGAAACAAGAGCAUUUUUGCUAACAUACCCCUGAAAGAAUUUUGAAAAACUAUAUAUAACCUUUUGCACAUUUUACACCUUGGGGUAUGAUUAGCAAACAAAGUGUUCCCUUAUGGUGAGUUGUAGACAUCUGAGUAGCCAACCUAAAACAAGCUACUCUAAGGGGACGGUUUCUGUCCCUUGUGCCCCUUUCCAAGCAGUUCCUUCUCCAUUUCAUGGCUCUCAUUCUCGGUUAGUUUUCUUUUUGCACAUGUUUAAUGUGACAUCUAAAUUUUAAAAAUAAAUUUAAGUACUUACAAAGGAUACCCUAUCCAAUAUAUUGUAUAUGUGCCUUAAAAAUGUUUUUCUCAAAGCCUUGGAGCUGUAUAUUUAGCUGAUUAAAUUUAUAGGAGAAGUCCUGUCAUAUAAAGUAGCAAAGCCUGUUCUCAUAUUAAAAUUCACCAGCCGAAUCAGAUUUCAUUUUCAGUCAGAAAAUGUUUGACUUUAUUUUUAAUUCAGAUAAAUGCACUAACACAUUUCUGGCACAAGCUUCUCAAUUAUAGUUCUAAGAUAGAUGAGGUGCAGAGUUUUUAACCGAAGCUCUCUUUGCUUUACUCUGUCCUCAUUGUCCCUUGAGAAUUUUUUUUUUUUUUUUUUUUUUAUUGUUGUUCUUUUGUUUGAUGCCUCCAGAGGUUUUUUACAUUCUGAGGCAAUGCCCCGUAGUAAGAUUCUAGAUGGGUAUGAGUCAGCCUUUCUUUUGGAAAUAGGGAGUAUGGCAGUUGUGAAAAUGAAAAUAAGUAAAGAAAAAUGUUAGAUCUGAAGAAGCCUUAUCUGAGCACAUAAAUCUUAGGGCAAUACAUAUGGAAAUUGAAGAUCUUUAAGCUGAUGUCGUUAUACAUAUUCCUGUCUGCUUUCCCCAUGGAAAAAAUCUUGAUGUAUGCCCGGGGGUUUGCAUAUGAGAUUUUGAAGACCAUGGCCCUAGAAUUAACAAAUUUACUGAUCAUAAAAAUCACCUCAGUUGCUUGUUAAGAAAAGCCCAAGUCAAAACAAACAAACAAACAAACAAACAAAUUUAAACAACAGCCCUGUUUCCCCCCGUGAGGGGUUUCUUUCCACUAGAACAUGUGUUCUGGAAGCUGGUAAAUGGUCCACAGACCACACUUUGGGAAGCCCUGCCCUGGAAGGAAGGGUUUUCCCAGUUACAAGAAGUACAACGAACAAGAUUGCUUUUAGCAUCAUAUUUAAUUUCUUGAGGGGGAGUUUUGUUAAAAGUUCUAGAAGUUUAAAACUAGAAUGCACUCUUAAACUCAACCCCUGUUAUUUUGCACUUCAGGCUAAAAGGUAAAUGAUAGCCAAGAGUCACAGCUAGUGAUGCAACUGUUACUAGAAUCCAAGUCCCUUGUAGUAAAUCCCGAAACCAUGCUCACUUUCUUCUCAUUAUUUGUUAAAUAUUUAAAGGGUGAUGCUUGUGCAAUUUGGGUUCAAGGUGCUCAUCAUCUUAAAAUCUUGCAGAAUAUGACUUGCAGCCGAAGUAGGACUUUAGAGAGAAUGACUUAACACUUUCUCCCCAAAGAGAAAAGGCCCAGUAAAUAUCAGCCUUUCUUUUUUUUUUUUUUUAAAGAUUUCAUUUAUUUAUUCAUGAGAGGCAGAGAGAGAGAGAGAAGCAGAGGGAGAAGCAGGCUCCCAAGGAGCAGGGAGCCCGAUGCCGGACUCGAUCCCAGGAUCCUGGGAUCAUGACCUGAGUCGAAGGCAGACGCUUAACCGUCUGAGCCACCCAGGCCCCCCCCCCCUUUUUUUUAUGUUGCAAAUGUAUUUAAUGCUAUGGAAAGAUCUAACCAUAUAGUCAUCAUCUACCCAUUAUCCCAACGUCUUCUUAGAGAAACCUAACAGUUUUCUCUCUUCGACCUCCUACACCUCUUCAUCCAUCUUCACUCAGCCUAACCUUGCUUCCUAUUUUAUUGACAAAACUCAAUCAGAAAAGACUUAUGCAAUUUACUAGCACAACACUGACCUACCAGCCAGCAUCUCUGCCAUAGAUGUUCCUCUCUUGUUCCACUGGCUGGAACAUCUUGGUGCAGACUAAUUCCCUCACUUGUACACUAGAUUCUGUCCCCUCCGCACCAUCCAUUAAAGAAGAUGCACAACAUCAUAAUGACACAAGAGGGCGCUUUAAAUGAGGACUCUUGCAAACCACUCCAAAUCAACACUCUUGAACAGGCGUAGGCAUAAGCAUUCUUCAUCUAUACAAAACUUUUUUAUGCCUUUUAUUUUCAUGAAAUAUCAGCCUUUCUUAUAUAAUCAGAUCUAAGUUACUUCUCCCACAGGGAGAGGACAGAUGAAGGUACAGGGGAAACUGAACCACUUUCUCCAGUAUUGUUCCUUCUUAGGGAAGGAAGCCCAGGUCUCUCGCUCUCUCCAGGUAUCAGGGACAAAGGUUUUCCCCUCGAAGCAGAACGAGUCCUCGGAGUUCAGUGUUCUGUUAGACCGUGGUGAAUGCAGCAAGUUAAAUGUCUAUCUUCCCUAUUUUCUCCCAAGUGCUUCUGUCUUCAGAAUAGUUUGAUAGCCCUCAAUUUUGUCUGAUUUUUGCCAGUUAGGAGCUUUUGCAGGUGAUGACUUAAAGGAGGGACAGGGUGAGUAGGGAAUCUGCACUUGCACCCUCUGAUUCCUCUUACGUAAAGCUGCAAUUUUUGGAAAACUUAAGAAAAAAUUUAAAAAUUUUAUUUGCAUUUGUAGAUAUUUGAUGCUAAUUUUGGUACAUCCUUGCCUAGCAUAGGAUCCUCUUCUGCUACUCAGCUUUCCUUCUCCCCCUUGCUCACCUGGGUUUUUUGCUGUCCCCAUUACCACUAAAUCCUUUGCUUGGAAGAUUCCAAGCUGCAUGUUUGAGCUGUGAGUCUUAGAAUAAACCUACACUUGGGUUUACUGUCCCUCUAGCAAGAGCCUUGUGAGUCACUGCAACUGUUACAGAGAAAGAGCUGAUAGUCCCCCCAUAGCUCAUCUGAAUGCUGCUGCAGAUUGUUUUCCUUCACCCAGGAUCCUUAUUUCAUGUCUUCACGAGCAUAGGACAGCAAGGAGGAUUUCUUGUGGUAAAAUGGGUCCAGGAUCCUACAGAGAGCCAAAUAGUGCUAUCCGAGCAAUGCUUUAGACCAUCUUGAUUCAUCUUUCAUCUUGUUCUUUUUUCAACGCUACUGCGGUACAGGUGUAUUUGACUGCCAUGAAAGCAAUACAUGGUCUUCAUGGUUUUCCUCCUAUGAGAUAAACUCUUGAUUUCUACACACUACCAUUUAUCUUUUAGUUGUCGUCAGAGAGCCAGGGCUCUGGUUUUCUGGAGACAAUGCCAGUUUACCCCUCUUUUCCAGCGGCCCAUCUGAUUUGUCUCCUUUUCUCUUCACUCUCAGCUGCCUGAGGUGAAAUCUUGAUUGUGAGGAAAGGAUCUGUUCAAGUAGGUGCCUGCAGAGUUGACUGUUUGUGCUGUAUCAUGCUAUAGACCUAGGAUUAAUGAAAUCAUCCCACGUUAGUGCUUGGCUUCUCUCCCCUCCCCUCCCCUCCCCUCCCCUCUCCUCCCCUCCCCUCUCCUUCCCUUCCCUUCCCUUCCCUUCCCCUCCCUUCCCUUCCCUUCCCCUCCCCUCCCUUCCCUUCCCUUCCUUUCCCUCCCCUCCCCUCCCCUCCCCUCCCCUCCCCUCCCCUCCCUUCCCUUCCCUUCCUUUCCCCUUCUCCUUCCCUUUUCUUUUUUUUUUAAGUAAUCAGUACGCCCAAGGUGGGGCUCAAGAUCAGGAGUUGCGCACUCUAUACUGACUGAGCCAGCCAGGUGCCCCAGCACCAAAUUUCUUAUUUUAAUUAUCAUUUAAUAUUUAUGAUCAUGUUAUCCUGGACAGAAAGUUCAGAGCAAAAACAACAAAUCCUUAGAAACAAUGAAUUUCUAGGUUACAGCUAAAAUGUCUCCUGUCUCAUUAACUCACUGUUCUUGCACCGUACUUACAACAUUUGCUAUGCUUUUGUAUUAAAUACUUAAAUCAGACUUUAUAAAAAUCUUAAGACCAAGUCUUCAGAUGCAUAUUGCCAUUUCCCCACAGUCCACCUCUGGAAUAUUGAAGGUUCGCAAUCCUAGGCUUGAACAAUGGAUCACUGUCAGCCAGGCCAGCCUACAAACUGCUGUGAACUUUUCUAAUACGAGAUGGAAUCACUGCCAAGCAUUUGAAAUAUGCAGUUGUGUUUUAAUAAUAAUUUAUGUAUAUUUAGGUGUAUAUAAUGCUUUGUGGGACAUUAUUUUGUUUGUUAGAAUUUAUUUUUAAAGGUCAGGAUCAUUUGUAACAUUUUCUUUAAAAUGUCAGUUCAGUGCAUUGUUGGCUCCUUUGAACAGUCAUUGACGAGAAAUUGGUGAAUAUUAGAUCUUGGGUUCUAUAGAACUACUGUAGUAUUAUCUCUUGGUUCUCUUUAGAAAGGAGGAAAUUUUUUUUUUUUUUAAAGAUUUUAUUUAUCCAUUUGACAGAGACACAGAGAGAGGGAACACAAGCAGGGGGAGUGGGAGAGGGAGAAGCAGGCUCCCUGCAGAGUAGGGAGCCUGAUGUGGGGCUCGAUCCCAGGACCCUGGGAUCAUGAUCUGAGCUGAAGGCAGACGCUUAACAACUGAGCCACCCAGGUGCCCCAAAAGGAGGAAAUUUGUUAACCAGAUAUUUGGGUUUUUUCCCACAGAGAGUCAUGUGAACUUCUGAAAGUACAUGCCUUAGAUACUGUGAAGCCAUUGUUUUUCAUUUACCGUAGUAUCUACUUAAAUUGUUGACUGGUGUCCUAAAGAAUUUAUUUUGAUGAUUCUCUUCAUUCAUGAGUAUAUAUGUAUGCACAUAUACUAUCAAGACUGCCAAUGCCUUUGCUGAAAAUGGCUAUAGAAUAGGAACUAGUUGUGUUUCAGGUCUUCACUUCAAAGAUAACCCGUAAGCUCUCCCCUGUGCCAAAAGCAAGAUGUACAAUGUUUACAAAUGUCUGGAAUUUUGCACUGCCAUAGGGUAUGCCGAGGUUACUUUGCUGGAAUCUUCCAGAUGGUGAUUAGUGGAGUUGUAGUUUAGCAUAUGAGGAGAGAUACUGAGGAUCUAAAGCUAAACUGGAAAUGAGUGAGGUAGUGGUUGAGGUGACUCCCUGACCUAAUUUGGGGACAGUUUUUCCAGAUUGCUUUGAGACGUCCUGUCUGUGGACAGCGCUUUCCUCGGUCACCAUUGCUACCUUCUUCCUUUUAUAGGAGCCACUGGAUCUCUUCUCUCCUGUGGGAGAGUGUCCCCCAAGCAUUCUGAGAUCUUUUGGUAGAAGGAAUGUGCAAUCCCAAGGAACGCCAUUAUUGGUGAAUGUGGCAUUGUUAAAGAAAGUAGAAUCUUAAAGAUCCCUUGGGUUUACUGUGCCUCUCUCAGGGCCUUUCGAGUGACUGAAAAUGUUGCCGAUUGGUGUAUCUGCAGACAGAGGUAGUUGAUACUUGUUGGUAGCUUAGCUGGAGUCCCGGAUGCUGUUGCUGCUGCGGAUUGUUUUCCUUCACCCAGGAUCCUUACUUAAUGUCUUCCGGGAGCAUGGGACAGCAAGUACGAGUCCUCAUUUCUUGCGGUAGAAUGGGUCGAGGAUCUUAAAAAGGGUCAAACAGUGCUGUCAGAGCAAUUCCUUUCCCAGAAUAGUUGCUAUAAUUUGGCAAAUGCUUUCUUGAAAAUUGACAUUAUCACUAUGACACUGACCAUUAUUAGAGCACGUAAUGUCUUAUCCCAAGGCAUUUUUUUUUUUUUUAACAGUAACUACUUUGAUGUCAUAAACUUUCUCCUUCCUCUUCCCUUAUUAUUGCUCUUUUUUCCUCAGAGUUCACAGUGAUCUACUUCUGGAUAUUGCUUUUAUACCAAAGGCCUUUUGUAUCACCCCGUGGGUGGUUGGAACUACAAUAUCUUUAGAUAAGACUCCUCUUUUCCUGUCAGUCCUGGGGAAUGUUUCUUUUGCAGGGGUAGGUGUUGGAUUCUAGCAAUAAGGAAGGGAAGCUGUGAUACCAGAGCUACUGUCUAAUAAAAAACAACUUGUAGUUCAGGCUUCCUUUGUGUCCGUGAUGGGGGAGCAGGGAAAUGAGCUCCCCUUUUACCCCAGCACUAAGAAACUGAGGCCAGCCUUCCCUCUUCUUACAAGAGGCCCUUUUUCCCCUGCAGUUUGCCUUGUUUUUCACUUCCUUUUAAAAUCAAAACAUCUCCUUUGGUUUUUUUCUUUCCUCCUUUUAAAAAUAAUAGAAAAUGUUUUAAAAGGAGAAUGAAAUGUUUCUGGCCUCCUCAGUACUUGGCAAGGUAGAAGUUGUAAGCAGCUUCUGCAUAGGACUCUGUCCCUUAGUCUACAGGUAGGCACUGUUAAGUGCCUUUUGGAUAGAGAUAAGGAGUGUAAGAUCCUUCCGCCAUCUGCAGUCCCAGUCAUCACCUUUCUAAGCCUCAUUUUUUUCAUCUGUUAAAUGAACACGCAUACUACCCUUUCUACCUCAUAGUUAUGGAAGUUAAGGAUCUGGAGCAGCUUAACCUAUAUAUACAUUGCCUUGAAUGACAUGUUGAAAAUGGUUAUACAGAUUUCUGGGGUAUAUAUUCAGAAUACCUCAUGUCCUGGAAGCUGAGCACAAGCUCCCCGUAGUGCCUGCCUAGCAGAGUGUAUGUUGCUUCCUUGUACCUAUGGGUGUAGGUACUUACACAUAUAUACUUCAUAUAAGUAGCCUGUAACUUAUAUGUAACUUCUUGGUAUGAAGCUCCUGACUAGAAAAGAGUUCUGUCUCUAGGUUGUGAGAGAAGUGUGUGUAAAUUUGGAUAGUAGAUACAACUGCUCUGCCGUGGUCUGGAUGGACAAAAAUUUUCUACUUGCACUUGAGUAGGUGGCCUAAAAGGAUAUACAGAAAACAUGCAGUUUUCCAAAUAACAUAUCUGCUCAGGUAAGCAUAAUCAACAGGAGUGUAGCAAAUGUGGUUUCAUAAAGUGGACAGAAAAAAGCAAUGUCAAGUAACUUUUUGAAUAGUGGCCAGCUCACUAAAUGAGGAGACAUUUUCAUGUGUUUUUGCCUAGUCCUUUUAAGCAAUAAGUUAAUGGCUCUGUAUCUUUCUGGGUUUUGCACUAUGUAAUGCUUUUAAUACCUUUUGAUUCUGUUGUGCUUUCUGGUGUAUUAAAUAUUUUUCAUUUUGCCA
Messenger RNA from Mirounga angustirostris (Northern elephant seal), 9447 nucleotides. It is a transcript of the gene MDM4, whose product is annotated as MDM4 regulator of p53. The transcript has 11 exons. Gene Ontology annotation, cellular component: nucleus. The record is from RefSeq and is a predicted model, not a curated record. Lineage: Eukaryota; Metazoa; Chordata; Mammalia; Carnivora; Phocidae. The coding region runs from base 191 to 1669 and encodes 492 amino acids. Gene Ontology annotation, molecular function: ubiquitin-protein transferase activity. Gene Ontology annotation, biological process: protein ubiquitination; negative regulation of apoptotic process; regulation of cell cycle.